GAAGACAGAGAGGGGGAGAGAAAGACAGACACCUGCAGACCUGCUUCACCACUUGCGAAGCAGCACCCCCUGCAGAAGGGGAGCCGGGGCUUGAACUGGGAUCCUUGAGCUAGUCCUUGCGCUUGGCGCCAUGUGCGUUUAACCCGAUGAGCUAACACCUGCCCCCAUGUAGUUAACUUUUCAUAAGUUAAAAUGAAAAAAAAGAAAAAGGAACUCAGGAAUUAUUCCAGUUUUCUAUGCAAUUUAGGUAUGAAACAUCAACAUUUCUAUGCGGAGAAGAAAAAUUCUGUAAUCUUUCAGGAGGAAAAAAAGUCAGGAAAAAGAAAAGUUUGAAAGUACAAUUGCAUUCUGAAAGAACUGAGACUGCCUCCACUUCUGUGACAUUUUCAAAGGUGACGAGUAAAAAGGAAAGCCUUUUGUGCAAGUUGGCAGAUCGGCACAACAUCCACAAGACUCUCUCACCCCUUCAUCCAUCUUCCUCAAAUAUUUGGAAAAAGAAAGACACUUCUAGUCUUUAUGAAACAAUAUAUGAUAAUAUACCUCUUGGACAGUUAAAGUUGCAGCAAUUUAAUGAUAAUGCACUUCAGAAAGCCUGUACAAUUUUUCGUAAAAUUCGGAGAGGUAAAAUUUAUAUAAAUGAUCUGCCAAUGAUCCAUCACAUCUUAAAGGUUCCUGUAAGUGAUUCAGAAAUGCGAAUGGCCCUAAAGGUGAUCGAUAUUGAUGCUAAUGGGACACUGGAUUUUUCAGAUUAUCUUAAUGCUCUGAGUGCUGUUUGCCGUUUUAUUCCUCAAGAUCCAGCAUUCCAGGAUACCUUGAAGAUGUUCAGUGGGAUAAAAAAUGGGCGUGUUUUAGCUGAUGAAGUGGCUGCUGCUUUGGAAAGCAUGGAUAUUCCUGUAAACCUUGGAACUUUACAGGAAGUGAUGAAAUACACUCAUAUUGACAGUAACAACAUGGUGGAUAUUGGGGAUAUCAUAUUAACGUUGGAUGAACUACUGAGGGAUUACGAGGAUAUCUUUAUGGUAGAGUCUCCUUUGGAUGAAACUACUUCAAACAGAAAAAUAUUAAAUUUUCCACAUCAUAGGAAAAAAGCCACCUUAUCUCCUGUACAGUCUGAAUUAUUUUUCCCAAAGUUAAGUGAAAAAGACUUCCAAUAUCGCAGAGUUAUGGAUAAGAAAGAUGACCUUAAAUUUCAAAGAUCAAAAAAGAGUUUACAAGUAAGAAAAGACCUGGAUGAGGCUGACAGUAGUGGUAGAGGGAUCCAGGAGCCACACCCAAAGGCUGGUGUAGACCUCAAGAAAAGUCUGGAGAAAAUUGAGACUCAUGACUCAAAAUUAGAACCACAAAACCUGAAGAUUAUUACAAGGCCGAAGACAUCUCUGGAUAAAAGUGCUACUUUCACUAUCACAGAACUUCAAAAACCACAUGUGCGAAGUCAACCUACCCUCCCCAAACAAGUUCCAUCUAAGGAGAAGCCUGCAAUUAGUGCUCUGGAAAAUGUCUAUGAAACUAUCCAUAAGCUCCAAGAAAGCUGCAUUGCUGAGGAAAAGCUUCAGUCCACUCUGCCUUCAGUAGGAGUCACUUUCUCAGAUAAAGGUUUCCAGAAGGUUGUGACAGACACUGCUAGAGACGAAAGAGGAUGGGUGAAAUUAGAUGACUUUAUGAUUGCUUUAUCCAAAGAACAAAAUCUUCCUGAAUAUCUUGUGUUGACUGGUGUCAUUAAAGCCACUGAUAACAUUAAAGAUGAAAAAGUUGAUCUUGCAGAUCUGAAUACUUGUCUUCAGAAUGUUGGAAUUUAUCUUUCUAAGCCAGAAUUUGAGAAGAUCAUGGAGUGUAUUGAACCUGAUGAGACAAAUAAAGUGAAUUUUAAAGAUUUCAUUGACGCCAUGGUUAGCAACACAGAACGCUUCUCUGAAAAAUUAUUAUUGCCUGAUAUUAUUGAAAACCUUCAUAAUCUCAGCAAAGAGGACGUGAAUGUUUCUGACCUGUGGAACACACUAUCUAGUUUGAAUCACAAUUUAAAAAAAGAUGAAUUCCUAGCUGCACUGGAGUUAGCAGCAGUUGGUGAAGGUGACAAAGUACGAGUUAAACAACUUGCAGAUGUAGUAAAAGAUAUGUGUGAUACCUCUAGGCUAGACGAAUUACAGAAAGUUGUCUCAGCAGUUGAUUUGCUUGAAGACAACAUGGUAUCUGAGAAGAACUUGGAACAUUUUCUAAGAAAUAUUGGAGUUAAAUCACCUGAAAAAGAGGUAGAGAAAAUUCUUCAGUCAGAUUUUGUUUCAGAAGAUGGUAUGGUGAAUGUUAAAGAUUGUAUGAAGGUUUUGAGGGACACCCAGAAAAAUUCCAAUUUUAUUGCACUGAAUGAAGUCAUUGAUACAUUGGACAACAUGAAAAAAAACAGUCAGUUUGAUAAGAGUAAAUAUAUAGAUGUAUUUGCAAACACUGGUGGAAUUAAUUUCACUGAUGAUUCUUUUCAAGGAAAACUGGAUGAUUACUUACAGGAUUUAAGGAAAGAGGCUUUGUCUCCAAAUCUGAAAUUACCAACGGCAGAUGAUAUAAGAGAAGUUAUUAAUAUCUUGUCACAAGUUGAUAAUGACAAGAUUAAUAUACCUAACUUGAAGCAUGUCAUUGAAAGUUUGAAUGUUAACUUAACUGAAGAGGAUUUAAAUGAAGCCCUUCAACAUUGUGAUAUCAAUGAUAAACAAGAGGUGGAUUUCAAAGAUUUCUUAAAUGUAAUUAAAAAAAAUUCACAUUUCAAAGAGUCCAUAACUACACAGCUACUCUUAGCUGUUGUUCAAAUUCUCCAGAAUGAUUUAAUUGAUGUCUCUAACCUCAAGUCACUAUUGAUUAAUGAAGACCUUCCUGUAGCCUGUGCUUUACUUAAGGAAGUGUUAAAAAAUGUACCUGAAAAUGAAAAUGCCAAGAUUAACAUUCAAGACUUUAGGAUUCAGCUUGAAAAUACACUGAUAACUCUUAAAGUUGAAGGAGAUAAAGAUCACUUUUACAAUAUCAGUAUUCACAGAGAUGACCCUACAGCCAUUUCUAAGCUUCAGAAAAAUUUAAGUGCUAUAGGAAUCUAUCUACCAGAUGAGAAAAUAAAGGAGACUUUGGAUAAUACUAAUGUGAAUGAUGAGGAGGUGAUCUUUAAGGAUUUUAUCAAAGAAUUGGCCAAUACCAAUGAAUUUAUUGAAUGCCAAAGAAUAGACGAUGCAUGCAACAUUAUAAAUAAUGUCUCUGAUGGAAAAGUUAAAGUCAAAGAUCUUUCAUCUGUCUUGGAGAACCUGGAGAGACCUUUAAAUAAAGAACAACUGGAGGUGUUACUGGACUCUACAACAGAUGAUGAAGGCAAAGUGAACUUAAAACAUGUAAUUGACGUCUUCAUGGACUCACCUAGAUCUUCAGCGCCAUUAAGUAAUUUGUAUGAAGAAAUGAAAACUCUUGAUAAGAUUAGAAAUGAUAAGAUGCCUGUAGAUGAACUGAGAGCCCAACUCUUGAAUAUUGGAGUCCCAUUAAGCACCAAGACUUUCCAGGAAAUUCUGAGUCAAGCCUCUGUUGAUGAAAAUAGUGACGUAAGUCUCAAACAAAUUUUGGAGACUUUGAAUACAAGUAAGCCAGUUCCUGCAUCUAAAGAUAUAGACACUGCCCUUAAUACUGUCAAUUUGAUGACCACUGACAGAAUUCACGUUGAUGAUUUAAAAGAUGCUUUGGAUCACCUCAAUGUUUCUGUAAAGCCUGAAGAACACCAGAUGUUAGAGGAAAUAUUUGAUGUUGAUGAAAAGGGAGAUGUUUCCUUAAUGAGCGUACUUUUAGCAUUGAAGAAUAAUAGGCGAUUUCAAGAUUUUAGAGAUGUUAAUGAAUUUGUAAAGAUCUUACCCAAAGUCGCCAAUGAGAGAGCUGAUGUUUAUGAUAUAAAAUGUAUACUUAAUGGCCUGGGGAUUAGUAUUCCAGAGGAAGACUUGGAGAAGGUGCUUGCAUCCACUUAUGUUGAUAAUGAAGGGAAAGUAGACUUAAAAGAUUGUCUGACUAAUUUGUUGCAAACUUCACACUUUAUAAAAGUUCCAGAACUAGAAGGCCCCAUGAAAACUCUGACCUCUAUUAGGAAAAAUUUAGUCAAUGCUGAUGACCUACCCUCCUUGAUGAAAAAUGUGGGAGCUCCAUUAUCACAAGAUGUGAUUCAAGAAGCACUGAAAAAUAUGCCUCUAUUGGAGGAUGGGAAAGUGAACUUAGAAGAGUUUAUGACCAAUUUGAUCAAUUUAGGAUAUUCAUCUCUACCUAAAAGGGAUGACAGCAAAUUAGAUAUUUUUCCCAGUAAGGAGAGAAUAGAGAUGACAGAAGGAAAGGUUGAUAUUAACAAUGUGGAUGCUGUUCUGAAAAACAUGGAUGUGAAACUUACAGAAGAAGAGAAGCAGGAUCUACUAGAGUACCUUUCAGCUACUGGUUCAAUGCUCUGUAACUCCUCCAAGCCACACAUGACCCUACUACUACAUCCAAAAAUUUCUUUCUUUUUUGUCCUCUCUCUCUGGGACCUGAUCAUGCUGGAGUUCAGAGCCCUCUUAUCCUCUUCCUUCUAUCACUUCUUCCCCACUGAGAGAGAGCAUGGAUCAAGUUGUUUUAGGAGUGCAGAAGGUGAUGAAUAUACAGAUAUGAAAACAUUGAUAGCAACUGCAAAGAUGCUUAAGGGAGAAGUGAUUGAUAUAAAAGAACUGGAUGACAUACUGAAAAACAUGGGGGUAGAACUCAACAAAGAAGAACUUGAAAUGCUGAAAAGAAGCCUUCCAGCUGAUGAUAAAGAGAAGAUGUGUUUGAAAACAUUGAUGGAUACAGUACAAGUUGUUACAGGGGGAGAAAUUGACCUUCGUGAUGUGGGUCCCACAAUAAGAGAUAUGGGAAUAAACCUCACACCAAGACAACAGCUGGAGCUAGACAAGUUACUUUCAGCUAAUGCUACAGCUAAUGGAAAGACAUACAGGAAUAGGUUGCUGAGUUGUGUGACAGCUGUAAGAGAGUUGCCAGUUAAUGGUAAUGGCCUUGACACUAUUCUUGAGAACAUGGCAAUCAAACUUUCAGGUGGAGAGCUUGACAAAGCCUCAGACGGGGUUAUAAACACUACAGGUCAGGAAACACUGGGAAAAAAAUCAGUUGAUGGAGGAAAAGUCAAGAGAAGUAGAGUCAACAGUUUUCUAGAAAACGUGGGAGUAAAGCUCACAGAAAAGGAGCUUGAGAAGCUAAUGGAAGACCUACCAUUUAGUGAUAAAGAAGAAGUUGAUCUUGAUAAGUUGAUGGAUGGAGUAGCAGCUGUUACAGGUAAAGAAGUUGAUCUUGAUAUGCUUAUGGGUGGAGUACAAGCAGUUACAGGAGAAAAGAUUGAUAGGCAGUCCGUACCGGAUUUUGUGAGCCACAUGGGUAUUGCACUAACAGACAGUGAACAGCAGCAGCUGCUAAGAACACUGCCAGUUGAUGCUUCUGGGAAGAUCAGCCAAACCUCACUCAGAGAAUCCCUGAAGUCAUUCAAAGGAGGAAAAGUCAAGAGAAGUAGAGUCAACAGUUUUCUAGAAAAUGUGGGAGUAAAGCUCACAGAAAAGGAGCUUGAGAAGCUAAUGGAAGACCUACCAUUUAGUGAUAAAGAAGAAGUUGAUCUUGAUAAGUUGAUGGAUGCAGUAAAAGCUGUUACAGAUAAAGAAGAAGUUGAUCUUGAUAAGUUGGUGGGUGGAAUACAAGCAGUUACAGGAGAAAAGAUCGAUAGGCAGUCUGUACCGGAUUUUGUGAGCCACAUGGGUAUUGCACUAACAGACAGUGAACAGCAGCAGCUGCUAAGAACACUGCCAGUUGAUGCUUCUGGGAAGAUCAGCCAAACUUCACUCAGAGAAUCCCUGAAGUCAUUCAAAGGAGGAAAAGUCAAGAGAAGUAGAGUCAACAGUUUUCUAGAAAACGUGGGAGUAAAGCUCACAGAAAAGGAGCUUGAGAAGCUAAUGGAAGACCUACCAUUUAGUGAUAAAGAAGAAGUUGAUCUUGAUAAGUUGAUGGAUGCAGUAAAAGCUGUUACAGGAGAAAAGAUCGAUAGGCAGUCCGUACCGGAUUUUGUGAGCCACAUGGGUAUUGCACUAACAGACAGUGAACAACAGCCGCCGCUAAGAACACUGCCAGUUGAUGCUUCUGGGAUGAUCAGUCAAACUUCACUCAGGGAAUCUGUAAAGUCAUUCAAAGGAGGAAAAGUCAAGAGAAGUAGAGUCAACAGUUUUCUAGAAAACGUGGGAGUAAAGCUCACAGAAAAGGAGCUUGAGACGCUAAUGGAAGACCUACCAUUUAGUGGUGAGUGCCGGAGUCACUUCUCAGCCUUUCAGUUGAGCUUUCUUUAUGAAAUUCAGGUGAUUAGUUUUUGCAAUGAGCAUCAUUGA
Messenger RNA from Erinaceus europaeus (western European hedgehog), 6392 nucleotides. It is a transcript of the gene EFCAB13, whose product is annotated as EF-hand calcium binding domain 13. Bases 237 to 6392 code for a protein of 2051 amino acids. NCBI's taxonomy places the organism in Eukaryota, Metazoa, Chordata, Mammalia, Eulipotyphla, Erinaceidae. The transcript has 58 exons. The record is from RefSeq and is a predicted model, not a curated record. Gene Ontology annotation, molecular function: calcium ion binding.